Messenger RNA from Zymoseptoria tritici IPO323, 1505 nucleotides. It is a transcript of the gene PGK1, whose product is annotated as phosphoglycerate kinase. Gene Ontology annotation, cellular component: cytosol. Bases 165 to 1421 code for a protein of 418 amino acids. Gene Ontology annotation, molecular function: phosphoglycerate kinase activity; ATP binding; ADP binding. Gene Ontology annotation, biological process: gluconeogenesis; glycolytic process. Lineage: Eukaryota; Fungi; Ascomycota; Dothideomycetes; Mycosphaerellales; Mycosphaerellaceae. The record is from RefSeq and is a predicted model, not a curated record. The transcript is spliced from 2 exons.
UGUCUCCUGACAACUGAAAAUCCAAGGCCAUCCAAGUUCUUUUUGCGGCUGCCCUUCUGCCCCUCAUCGUCGCUUGCCCCUCCAAAACAGACCUCAACUUUUCUAGAGUCCUUCGACAACAGAGCAAUCGAAACAACAAACCUCACACACCAAAACCCGCAAUCAUGUCUCUUACCAGCAAGCUCGCCAUUACCGACGUCGACCUCAAGGACAAGCGUGUCCUCAUCCGGGUCGACUUCAACGUCCCUCUCGACAAGGAGCAGAAGAUCACCAACAAUCAGCGUAUCGUCGGUGCCGUGCCAACCAUCAAAUAUGCCAUCGAGAAAGGUGCCAAGGCAGUCGUGCUCAUGUCCCACCUCGGUCGUCCCGAUGGCUCCGUCCAAGCCAAGUACUCCUUGAAGCCGGUCGUGCCAGAGCUCGAGAAGCUUCUCAGCACCAAGGUCACCUUCGCCGCCGACUGCGUUGGGCCCGAGACGGAGAAGAUUGUGAAUGGACAAUCAAACGGCGGUGUCGUGCUGCUGGAGAACCUGCGUUUCCACGCCGAGGAGGAGGGCUCGUCGAAAGACAAGGAUGGCAACAAGACCAAGGCGGACAAGGCGGAUGUUGAGAAGUUCCGCAAGGGCUUGACCGCUCUGGGAGAUGUCUACAUCAACGACGCCUUUGGCACUGCCCACCGUGCGCACAGCUCAAUGGUCGGCGUGGACCUCCCACAGAAGGCUUCCGGUUUCCUCGUGAAGAAGGAGCUGGAGUACUUCGCCAAGGCAUUGGAGAACCCGCAGCGACCUUUCCUCGCCAUCUUGGGAGGUGCAAAGGUCUCCGACAAGAUUCAGCUGAUCGAGAACAUGUUGGACAAGGUCAACUCGCUGAUCAUCUGCGGCGGCAUGGCUUUCACGUUCAAGAAGGUGCUCGACGACAUGAAGAUCGGCAACUCGCUCUAUGAUGAGGCUGGCGCGAAGAAGGUCAAGGAAUUGGUCGAGAAGGCCAAGAGCAAGAACGUGGAGAUCACUCUGCCAGUCGACUACAUCACCGCCGACAAGUUUGACGCCAACGCGAAGACUGGCUACGCAGAGGACAAGGACGGUAUCGAGGACGGCUGGAUGGGUCUGGACUGCGGCGACAAGUCGAUCGCGCUGUUCAAGAAGACCAUCGACAACGCAAAGACGAUCCUGUGGAAUGGUCCACCGGGUGUGUUUGAGAUGAAGGCGUUCGAGAAGGGUACUCGUGCUACCAUGGACGCUGCUGUUGCGGCUGCGCAGAGCGGCAAGAUUGUCAUCAUCGGGGGUGGCGAUACGGCUACAGUUGCUGCGCAGUAUGGGGUUGAGGAUAAGCUCAGCCAUGUGUCUACUGGUGGUGGUGCUAGCUUGGAGCUGCUCGAGGGCAAGGACCUGCCUGGUGUGUCUGCGCUGUCUGAGAAGUCGUGAAUCGCCGACCUGAAGAACGGCCGUCAAUAUGGUACAAAGCUGUAGAUAGCUCUUCGUAACGAGAAGCGUAGUGGCUCUGCCUCU